GCGCCCCAGUCGCGCCAUACACCAUGUGCUGGCAGAGGAUGACGAGACUCAGUAUGAAGAGGAGGGUACGUCGGGGUCCGACGUCGAAGAAGCAGACCUGUAUCAUCUUUGCCUAAACGAUUAUAAAUCGAUAUAAGGAGCUGUUUAGCGGAGGACUCGGGCGGUUUAGUGGUGGAAAAGCGACACUCCGAGUGCGUGAAGGGGCUACGCCGGUGUUUUGCCGCGCGCGGCCGCUGCCGUACGCGCUCCGCGACCGGGUCGAGGCGGAGCUGGACGAGAUGCUGCGCUGCGGCGUCAUCGAGCCGGUCGACACGUCGGAGUGGGCCACGCCGCUGGUACCGGUACGUAAAGCUGAUGGGGGUUUGCGAAUCUGUGCAGAUUACAAAGUGACCUUGAACCCCGCCUUACUGAUUGAUAGGUAUCCGCUUCCUAAGAUAGAUGAUCUUUUAGUGAGACUCAAUGGUGCCCGCGUAUUUUCAAAAAUUGACUUGACACAGGCUUAUAAUCAGGUGGAGUUGGACGACUCUAAAAAGUAUACCGUCAUCAACACACAUAAGGGAUUAUUCAGAUAUAAUAGACUAGUUUACGGAUUGUCUUCCAGCCCUGGUAUAUUCCAGCGAAUAAUGUCCAAUUUGUUGAAAGAUCUACCUCAAGUAGAAGUAUUUCUCGAUGAUAUAAUUAUUGGUUCCGCGGACAUAAAUUCGCAUUUAGUGACAUUAGAAAAAGUUUUGAAACGGCUUCACGAUCAUGGAAUGAAAUUAAAGAAAAGUAAAUGUUCUUUCUUAUUGGAAGAGGUACAGUACUUGGGAUAUGUAAUUUCAAAAGACGGAAUUAAAGUAGAUCCCACCAAGAUAGAAGGUAUCCUUAAGAUACCUCGACCUCUCAAUGUGACAGAUUUAAGGUCAUUUCUAGGGGUAGUUAAUUUUUAUGCUCGAUUUGUACCGCAUUUGAGUACCAUUUUAUCCCCCUUGUAUGAUUUACUUAGAAAAGGAGCUGUAUGGAAUUGGAAUGAACGUUGCGAAAAAUCAUUUAAAAGUAUUAAGAAACUGUUAGUGAGCGCGGAAGUGUUAAGUCAUUACGAUCCUAACAAACAGCUGACGUUGACCACUGAUGCGAGCAGCCGCGGCAUCUCCGGCGUGCUGACACAGCCCGGGGACAGCGCGGACGCGGGCGGUGCGCGCGAACGACCAGUCGCUUAUGUCUCGCGUUCUUUAAAUGAGGCGGAACGUAAUUACUCUCAAAUAGACAAAGAGGCGUUAGCAAUCGUAUUCAGUUUACAGAAAUUACAUCAAUUCCUUUAUGGCAGACACUUUACAUUACGAACGGAUCACAAACCGCUCGUUAGUAUUUUUGGUUCCAAGCAGGGUAUUCCCGCGAUGGUGGCUAGCCGAUUGCAACGGUGGGCGAUUAAACUUUCCGCAUAUACUUAUGAUAUAGAGUACAUACGCACCGAUGCAAAUGGCGCAGAUGGCUUGUCGCGCUUGCCCGUGCCGAUCAAAAAUGCUGACUCGCUAGACGGCCCGCCGCCCGAGCAAACGUAUUUACAUUUCGCUCAAAACGAAUUGUUAUUAGAUUAUCAUGAUGUUAAAAAAGAAACACAACGCGACCCGACCUUGAGCAGAGUGUUAGGGUAUAUACGAUCCAGUUGGCCGACUGACGUAGAAAUCCGAAAUUUACAACCGUACUUUAACCGUAGGCUAGAAUUGUACGAAGAGUUAGGAUGCGUAAUGUGGGGCCAUCGGGUGGUAAUACCAGAGGGUUGCCGAGAUAGGGUUUUAAGCGUGUUACAUGAGAGUCAUAUGGGAAUCGUAAAGACGAAAGCUUUUGCCCGGAGCUACGUGUGGUGGCCGGGCAUAGAUGAGGCGGUGGAGCGCACGUGUCGCGAUUGCGGCGUGUGCGCCGCCGAGGCGGAGGCGCCCGCGCGCCAUGCGCCGUGCCCGUGGCCCUGGCCUUCGCGCCCGUGGACGCGGGUUCAUUUAGACUUUUUAGGACCUCUUUAUGGAAUAACUUAUUUGGUUAUGAUUGACGCUCGAACAAAGUGGCUCGAGGUAUUUCCAGUAAAUAGUACCUCGGCUAAUAACACCAUUGAAAAGUUGUGUGAAGUUAACGCUCGAUGGGGUUUCCCUAGACAAAUAGUUUCGGAUAACGGCCCUCCGUUUACGAGUACACAAUUCGCGACCUUUUUAACACAAAACCGUAUUGAACAUGUACACUCAGCUCCAUAUCAUCCUGCUUCUAAUGGGGCAGCAGAAAAUGCGGUUCGAAUUAUUAAACGGGUUAUAAAGAAAGCCGUGCGACAGAAACACAAUGUUAAUUUAGCUAUCAGUAAUUUCUUAUUACAUUACCGCAAUACACCACACUGCACGACAGGCGAAAGCCCAGCUACGCUUAUGAUGGGUAGGCAGGUUCGUACACAAUUAGAUGUACUGCGUCCAGAUUGUGAAGAUAGGGUGCGUAAGGCACAGAGAAAACAAGCGGACAUUCGAUUAAGCCCCAAUCGUGUUCUCCAAUCAGGUGAUAAAGUAUGGAUAAGGCAAUAUCAGGGUGAUACAAAAUGGCUUCCUGGUCGUAUUACUCAGAGGACCGGGACUACGGACUACACAGUGUGCGAUAACUUAAAUAGGGAGGUACAUAGGCACGUUGAUCAGUUAAGGCGGCGAUCAAGUAUAUUAACCUGCCCAGGUGACUCAUCAGCUUUGCAGGUACCUCUGCCCGAACCGGUGGCAUAUACUGAAGACGCUAUUCCUGACCGUGCCGAUGCCCCGUUAGCCACAGGUACGCCGCAGCGCAGUCAUCAAGGUCGGCCAUCCGCUUCGAGCGGAGCGAGUCCGGGUCCGAGCCGAGCGUCUGACGCGCAUUCCGUAACGCCGCAGGCCUCGCCAAGGUCAGACUGUAGCGAAGAUCUCUUUUUGUCGCCUACAGCAACUUCCACCCCACCAUCUAAACCGCCCCAGUUACCUAGACAUGUCAGAGAAUGUAGACUAAAAAACCCACCAAAAUAUAAAAUUUAAUUAGUAUUACUUUUUUUUAUUUUUUUUU
This is a messenger RNA of Cydia splendana, 3039 nucleotides long. RefSeq lists its product as uncharacterized. The transcript has 2 exons. Lineage: Eukaryota; Metazoa; Arthropoda; Insecta; Lepidoptera; Tortricidae. The record is from RefSeq and is a predicted model, not a curated record. Gene Ontology annotation, biological process: DNA integration. Gene Ontology annotation, molecular function: zinc ion binding; nucleic acid binding. Bases 279 to 3011 code for a protein of 910 amino acids.